UUGGCGUGCUCGGGGGAACUGGGCGUCGAUUGCGUUGGCUUCACCGCAUGACGAUCCUCCUCGUACUUUACAAGUAACAACCACCACCUCGCCUCACCUUCGUACUCCCGUUGCCAUUGACCGUGCCAUCGCCAUUUCUGGUGUCGACACGCACACGCACCAUAUCCCUGGCGCCAGUGCCAGCGCUGGCUUCUCAUGUGCUGCCUAAUCGCGCACAGUUACCCCCGCUGAGCCAUACCUCAUCGCCCUCUAUCUAGCACACGACCUCCCACCCUACCUCGCCGCCCGCUCAAAGCCGCUUCUCAUCGGACCAACGCCGACAUGCCCUCGAUUCUCUCUGACGACGACAAGCAGACGGUCAAGCGUACUGUACCCAAAGCUAACAACAAGAUCCAUGCCGUCGCCGUCGCCAAAUUGUACAUCGCCUACCCGGACCGGCACCGAUGGACGUAUACCGGGCUCCAAGGGGCAGCUGUGCUAGCCAACGAUUUGGUGGGGAAUACUUUUUGGAUUAAGCUUGUCGAUGUAUCUCCCGCAAGCCGUGGAGUAAUCUGGGAUCAAGAGAUCUACGAUACCUUCUCGUACAAUCAAGACCGAACCUUCUUUCACACUUUCGAGUUGGAGCAAUGUAUGGCCGGUUUGUCUUUCAGCGACGAGAAAGAGGCAAAGACUUUCAAGAAGAAGAUGGAGGAUCGCGAGAAGAAUGCCCAUAAAAACACAAAGAACAAGCCCUUCGGAGCUUCCUUGGGCACAGGUUCGAGUUUGAAUGGAAACACCAACCAGGGACAUAGCCAUAGUCGCCUGGGCGGUCUAUUCGGACACAGGCACUCGACCCCUACGCAACAACCUCAAUCCAUCAUCCCGCCUGCGAAUGUCGUCUCGCCGUCCCGAACAACCCAUUCGAACACGUCUGCAUCCAACCCAUCGAGCUCAAGGAACUCCGCUAUCGACACAACAGAUCCCUCAUGGCAGCCAUUACUGAAGGAACUACUUGCUAUGGGCAUUACGGAAGAUCAAAUCGAGGAGAAUGCCGACUUCAUCAAAAUGUACAUUGAGCAAAAGAAGGCACAAGAGAAGGUUUCGGACGAGAAAAAGACGAGAGCACCACCGCCACCACCCCCAAGUGCACCUCCUGCCAAAUCCCUCAGCCCUCAAAAUACAGGUGGAUCGAAGCGAGGACCUCCUCCGGCGCCUCCGCCAGCACGAAGGACUGGCACGCGGUCAGACAUGCCCACCGUCAAUCGUGCCUCUUCCUCGAGCCCAGUACCGUCUCCUCCCAGACAACCGUCUCCACCGCCCCCAGCUCCAGCAGGCCCUCGAUUCCGUGCUCCCCCGCCCAUUGCAGAUGCAGGAAAAUUUGCCCACGAGCCACCCGCUCCUCCUGGCCGAGCCCGAGCAGCAUCCAAUGUGGCCAACCCAGGACCACCUCCUCCCCCACGGCCACCAAAGACUCCCGUUGAGGACGAGGAGAGGGGCUCGGCCACGAAAUUCGGGGUACCACCUCCAUUCACAGGAAAUAGAAUUCCCUCAUCUGGCCCACCACCUCCCCCGAGUCGCGGACCAGUCCCUCCACCACCUCCUGCUCGUGAAGUGUCAGCUCCAGUCGUCCAUGCAGCGCCGCCCCCAUUGCCGCCGAAAGCUCCAGGGGCUCCUCCACCUCCUCCGCUUCCACCAACGAACAAUGUGCCUCCGCCCCCUCCUCUCCCUCCUUCCUCGUCGCGACCAGUGCCAGCGGCACCCACAAAUGCGGCACCUCCACCUCCACCGCUCCCUCCCAUGAACAAUGUACCUCCGCCGCCUCCUCUACCAUCUUCUGCUGCUCCUCCACCCCCUCCCAUGCCAAACAAAGCCGUACCCCCGCCGCCACCCAUGCCGAACAGUGCCGUUCCCCCACCGCCUCCCAUGCCAAACAGCGCUGUUCCUCCGCCACCCCCCAUGCCAAACAAGGCUGUCCCUCCCCCGCCCCCCAUGCCAAGCAGCGGCGCUCCUCCCCCUCCUCCCCCUCCGCCUGGUGGACCGCCGCCCCCGCCGAUGCCACCCACUGCCUUACCGAAAGCUCCAGCAGGACGCGACAACCUACUGGCAGAUAUCCGAGGCGGUGCACGGUUAAAGAAGGUCUCCGACUCCGAGAAGAGAGAUCGAAGUGGUGCUGCAGUACCUGGUCAGGAACCUUCGGCAGGUUCAGGUGGUGGAGGUGGCGGUGCGUCAUCUGGCGGUGCAGACACUGGGUUAGCGGGAGCUUUAGCCAGCGCUCUCGCUGCAAGGAAGAGCAAAGUUAGCCAUAGCGACGACGAAGACGACGGCAAGGAUGACUGGUAAAUGAAUUGCAAUUGAGUGCUUGGAAAAUCUGGAUUCGUCAUAUAUGCCUAAUGUCUUAGGAAGUAUUUUAUCAGAUCUGCAACAAUUACGUUGAUGCAUGCGUUACUAGAGAUGCGUAGAAUCGUGAGGUCAGCAACCUAGACAACACGAUGAGAAUUUGUCGGUGGGACAGUACAAGUACGAAGGGUGCAAAGUUGAUGGAGUAGAUAACAAUGACGUAGAAGAUUGGGAAGUGGGAGUAGCAAUGGAAGUAGCAUUGAA
This is a messenger RNA of Aaosphaeria arxii CBS 175.79, 2580 nucleotides long. RefSeq names its product WH1-domain-containing protein. The coding region runs from base 322 to 2319 and encodes 665 amino acids. The transcript is spliced from 3 exons. Gene Ontology annotation, molecular function: actin binding. NCBI's taxonomy places the organism in Eukaryota, Fungi, Ascomycota, Dothideomycetes, Pleosporales. The record is from RefSeq and is a predicted model, not a curated record.